This is a messenger RNA of Myripristis murdjan (pinecone soldierfish), 2674 nucleotides long. It is a transcript of the gene rassf9, whose product is annotated as Ras association domain family member 9. The transcript has 2 exons. NCBI's taxonomy places the organism in Eukaryota, Metazoa, Chordata, Actinopteri, Holocentriformes, Holocentridae. Gene Ontology annotation, biological process: signal transduction. The record is from RefSeq and is a predicted model, not a curated record. Bases 127 to 1443 code for a protein of 438 amino acids.
CAGAGUUGCGAGUUGGGACACCCUUCAACUUUUGUCUGCGGCGCGUCAGAAAGUGUCGGACGUCCUGCCAUGCUGCAUGGGACUCGAAGCCAUUUCGGAUUGUGAUACUCUGUGCGCUCUUGAGUUAUGGCUCCGUUCGGCAGAAACUUCCUGAAAGCGCGUCUGAAAAACAGGACACAAGAUGCAGAGCCUGUGGUGGGAAAAGAGAUUCAAGUUACUGUCUGCAAUGAGGAGAAGGUGGUCUGUGGAGUAACAAAGCACACAACAUGUGCAGAUAUGGUUACAGCGUUACUGGAUGAUCACAAGACAAUCCCAGAGAGCAAGCAGCUCCUGCAUGGGGAUCCCAAAGAUUUCUGUCUGGUAGAGCGCUGGAAGGGUUUUGAGAGAGCCCUGCCUCCUCUUACCCGUAUCCUGAGGCUCUGGAAUGCUUGGGGUGACCAAAAAUCCCUCAUCCAGUUUAUUUUGGUCAAAACCAGUGAUUUUGUGCCACAGUCGGGUAAGAAGAAUGGCAAACCCAAGGGGGCAAAGCCAAAGCGACGGGAAUAUGGUCCCGCUCAGUAUUCUCAGUCCUUGCCAGUAGAGAGGCAAAAGCGCAUGGUGAAGAAGGCUUUCCGGAAGUUGGAGAAACUGCACAAGGAGAGCAAGAGCUCCCCAGGCGUGGAGGAGAUUGACCGGAUGGUCCAGCUAAUUCUCACACAGGACCACACCAUUAGAGAGCAGAUCCAACGAAUGAGAGAGCUGGAUUUAGAGAUUGAGAGGUUUGAGCUGCAUGUGCAGAGGGAGGCUCAACCUGAGUGUUCAUUGACUCAGGCUUGUGGCCCGAUUCUGGACGGGCAUAAUGAGGAGCAGCUGCAGGAGUACCUGUACACCAGUGAUGGAGUCAAAGCGCUGGAUCUGCAGGUACAGAGGCACCAGGAGCUUAUCCUCCAGUUAUCACAGGAUAUUGACAGUGAGCUGAUGAGGGCCAACUUGGCAUGGUCUCUCGGCCAAGACGAGGAUGCUGAACAGGGAGGAGCCACGGCUGGUCCCUGGAUCUCCUCAGAGACAGACUCACCAUUCUAUGCCGCUGAACUUGCGAGGCUGCAGUCUGAACUGAAACACAGCCUGUUCACCGGUGUGUCCCUUCACAACCAAAGUGCAGAGCUAGACAAGGAACUGAAGUACUACGAUGCUACGUUGGACUCCAAGGACCAGGAGUGCUGGCACCUGGCUUCCCAGCUCAGCUCCAUGCAGGUGGCGGACAGCACAGAGGAAAAGUCCUGUCCCGGAAGCCUGAAUGGCCAGAUUCGGGGCAGCGUCUCCCAGGCAGUGAAGCUCAAACACAGUCUGUCCCCUACAGAUGUUACAGACACAGACUCAGACACUGGGAUUAGCUCCACACACAGUCAGGACUCGCUGUCACCCUGUCUCGACUUCCCUCCCCCGCUGGACACAGACGUUUGAACAACCCAGUUGACCCGGCUUGAUAAUACUCUGUAUGCACAAACUACAUUCCAUCACUAUUUAUGAGAGCUGGGUUUUCCCCUCUAAGCUGCUUUCAUGGGACACAAGUUGUCCCAUGAAAGGAGCAAAGCCUGUGCAAAGAUGUCUUUAAUAAACCAGGCGUAGUUAGUUACACUGCCCAGAAUAUAGGGGUUUAUGAUCUAUCACUGGGCUUAAUUAUGGUGAAUCAACACUAAUUGCCUUGAUGACAGUUCUCACGCUAUUUAUGAGGCUGCACUCUCUUGUACACACUUAUAAAUCUAUUAUCAGUGUUUUAUAUUAAAACAAGCAGCAAAAUAUUUUGGACGUAGAAUUUAGGGUAUGUUUAGAAUUGAUCAUGGCAUUCCUUUCUAUGAUACUGUAAAUGAGCUACUGUAUUAUUACUGUAUAUGAUUUAUAUUAUGACACGUGCACAGUUUUUUUUUUUAAAGACAAUUUGGUAUAACACCUGAAAGAGUGAAAAAAGUAUUUAUUUAACAUGUAAAUAUAUCAUACAAAUUCAAUUUUAUAUGCCACAGCACAGUCAGCACAGCCCACCUAUCUCUUACAGAUCUGUGGCCUCAUUUAUCGACAUAGAGCAUGCGCAAAAAAAUGACACAUAUGGCCACUCUGCUGGCAAAGCAGGGAAAUAUAGGCAAAUAUAGGCCAUAUUCACACUCCAUAUCAAGAAAGAGAGACUUCUAAUAAUAAUAUCUCAGGAGAACAUCAAGGCCUUUAUCAUUGAUUUGUACCGCAAACCAUCCCCUUAUUUGCAACUGACGCUCACUAUAGACUAAUUAGUUGCAUGUCCCAAAUAACUGCUACAAAUUUAAAGGUGUAAAGCAAUUGCAUUGUCAGCUGCUUCAUGGCGCACAGGGCGCAUUCAGGAUAUUGUUGUUAUGUCCUUCUCAGCUAUUCCUUCACAACUGGUUGCACCCAUUGCACCCACUGAUACCCCAAAUGAGAAAAUUAAAAUGAAGAUUUUAGGAUACCUGGGUCACCCACAGCAGCAGGGAUUUAUAAAGGAAGGUGGGGACACACCAACCCAGAGGGUGUGAAUGAUCACAUGGUUUCCACCAUCUGAUCAUUCACACCAUCUAAUUAUUUUUACCUGUAUGCAGUCUUCAUCUUGUCUAUGCAUAUUUUUUAUAAAGGAGGCCUCUGAUCUACAUUUGUGUUAAACCUGCUCUUUAAGAAAAUAAAAGCUAUGAAA